Molecule: messenger RNA, 822 nt
Organism: Leptosia nina
Lineage: Eukaryota; Metazoa; Arthropoda; Insecta; Lepidoptera; Pieridae
Source: the annotation of a GenBank genome assembly
AUGUCUGGACGAGGAAGGUAUCGGGGUAACAGUUGUCAUGGAAAAACGCUGUCCUCGGUGGCGAAAGAGACCGCUACUUCUUUACCUGAGGACAGUCCUGUCCUGCAAAUGUUUAAGAUUGCUGCCCAUAAGCUGAAUGACCGGCAAGAUAGGCACGAGCGCCUGGUCAAACUUUCUAGAGAUGUUACUAUUGAAAGCAAGAGAAUUAUAUUUUUAUUACAUUCGGCAAUCACUAAAACAUCAGCAGAAAAAUCUAUACACGAGGCCAAAGAACGCUUACAAAAACUCAUCCAAGGACCACUAAAAGGCAUUGGGCUAGAGCUAGAGAAUAGCCCAGCUCACUUACACUCUAGGGCAGUUACUCCAGGAUUUCAAGAGUUUAUAGAAGCCAGAAUGUUCUGCUCAUUCAUGGAAAACAAAUUACUUAUAACAUGGCCAGAGGUUCAGAAGGAAUUAGAAUAUAAAGAGGAAGACAGGACCGUUAUUACAAUGGUGCCACAAUUAGACUAUAUGUUAGGGUUGGCAGAUUUGACUGGUGAAUUGAUGCGAAAAGCCAUAAACAGCAUCUCAAGCGGUGAUAGCGAAGAAUGCUUUGACUCUUGCCAGGCUGUGAGAGACCUGUAUACUGGGUAUUUAGGAAUAUUUGGCACUGGGAAGGAGUUGGCACGCAAAUUGUCUACAACUCGCAAUAAUGUAUUUAAAGUGGAAUCUGCUGUGUAUGCCUUACGCGUCAGGGGUGGUGAGGCACCACCCACACUGCUACUUGCUGCUAAGCCAGACUGGGAGCGGAAUGAUCACUCAGAUGAUGAAGGAUUCUUUUAA